Gongylonema pulchrum is the source of this 978-nucleotide messenger RNA. The record is from the annotation of a GenBank genome assembly. Lineage: Eukaryota; Metazoa; Nematoda; Chromadorea; Rhabditida; Gongylonematidae.
GCGGUGACUGUGUCUCAAGAGACUGUAAGGAAUGCCAAGGAGCAAAAGGCGCCGACCGUCCUGCCCUCUCAGGAUGCCGACUGUCACAAUGGUGGCGUGCAAUGCGGUAAAAAUGAGGAGUGCAUCCGCGGAAACAACAACGCCUAUCACGUGAGCCAGCUUUUCUCUUUUCCAGAGGAAAUUGUUCUUCCAAGCGGGGCAAGAAUCGAAUUACAACUGUUGCAGUGUGAAUGCACGCUUGGCUACGAGCGCAAUUUGCAAAGCGGAGAGUGCACUGCACCAGGAUCCUGCAACCCAUCUGCUCCAAACCCUUGCGAUAUCCGGAAACGAGAAAAGUGUCUCUUACACAGCACAGGACGUUACUACACAUGUCAGUGUGCUGCCCAUGAAAAACGCCAUCCGGUUACUGGCAUAUGCUUGCAAGAUGAAUGCACGUCGGGUGCACACGAUUGUGACAAAAAUGCUCGUUGCAUUGACACGGAUGAUGGAUUUUUGUGUGCCUGCCGAAAUGGUUUCCUGGAUCAAAGUCCGGAUCCCGUUAACAAACCGGGCCGAGUUUGUGUAGCUGAAAAGAACGAAUGCCUGGACGGGACACAUAAAUGCUCACCAAAUGCCAUUUGUACGGAUACCGUUCAAGGAUACAUUUGCCGCUGCAAACCAGGCUACGUCGAUUUCUCACCAAAUCCGCAUAGUUUUGGUGGCAUUGUUUGCAAGCAGGUCGUAAACGAAUGCCAGAAUCCCAGUUUGAACACGUGCCACAAGGAUGCGAUUUGUAUUGAUACUGCCGAUUCCUAUAAAUGCAUCUGUAAGACGGGUUAUACGGAUCUGGAUGAGCUGCGUAAUCCGGGUCGAAAUUGCCAGAAAGGUGAGCUGGGGUAUUACUUUCUUAAGAACUCGUUCGCAAAUUCAUGCAGUAUGAACUUUGCUUUUUAUUACUAUCUUAUCAAUGUAGCAUUACGUUCGAACAUUAGUCCAUGA